Molecule: messenger RNA, 2819 nt
Organism: Erythranthe guttata (spotted monkey flower)
Lineage: Eukaryota; Viridiplantae; Streptophyta; Magnoliopsida; Lamiales; Phrymaceae
Gene: AIM1
Product: Enoyl-CoA hydratase/isomerase family
Biological process (GO): fatty acid beta-oxidation
Cellular component (GO): peroxisome
Molecular function (GO): NAD+ binding; (3S)-3-hydroxyacyl-CoA dehydrogenase (NAD+) activity
Source: RefSeq, a predicted model, not a curated record
GCAUGAUUUCAAAUCAUAGAGUACCAAAAAAAAAAAAAAGGUCAAUAUACCAGCGUUGACUACUAAUUAUUGAAUAGACAUCACUUGCGACCACCGACAGCCGGCCGCCGCCACCGACCGCCGACCACUUGUAAAAAGUUACAGUCAAGCUCCGAAAUUGCUAAAUCAUUUCAGCUUAUAGGGAAAUUAAUUAAGCCUUUUUCCCCCAGUUGAAUUUCCUCACUGGAUCUCGAUUUUCCACGAUUAAUUUAAUCAUUUUCGUCGAGGAACCGAAACGCCGUCGUACAGGAGUGGCAGUACCAGUUUCUCUGCAUAUUUCUCUCUCUCUCUCUCUCUCUAUCUGAUCCAAAAGAGCGGCGGAACAAUGAAUCGAGCUAGAGUAACAAUGGAGGUGAUCGACGGCGUUGCGAUCGUCACCAUUUCUAAUCCUCCCGUUAACGCUCUCGCCCUUACCAUUUUUGAUGGAUUGAAGGAGAAAUUUAGUGAGGCCAUGAGAAGAGAUGAUGUUAAAGCUAUUGUUCUUGCCGGCAAUGCCGGUAGGUUCUCGGGCGGCUUUGACAUAAAUGUGUUCGAGACGGUACAUAAAACAGGAGAUAUUUCUGUCUUACCAGAUACAUCGAUUGAUGUAUUGGUCAACGUAAUUGAAGAUGGGAAGAAGCCUACUGUUGCUGCCUUAGAGGGACUUGCACUUGGAGGCGGCUUAGAACUAGCUUUGGGGUGCCAUGCACGUAUUGCUGCACCAAAAACACAACUCGGGCUACCAGAACUCACACUUGGAGUUAUUCCUGGCUCGGGAGGUACACAACGUCUCCCGAGGCUUAUAGGGCUGCCUAAAGCUCUUGAAAUUAUUCUGUUCUCUAGAUCGGUAACAUCAGAAGAAGGAAAGAAGCUCGGCCUUGUUGAUGCUGUUGUACCUUCAGGAGAAUUGCUGAAAGUAUCCAGACAAUGGGCAUUAGAUAUUGCAGAUAGGCGAAAACCAUGGAUACGUUCUCUUCAUAGUAUCGACAAACUUGGUUCCCUGCCAGAAAUGCAUGCUAUAAUAAAAUCGGCAAGACAGCAGGUCAAACAGGUUGCUAAAAAUAUGCCUCAGCACCAGGCAUGUCUUGAUGUGAUUGAAGAAGGAAUCAUUCAUGGUGGAUAUCAUGGUCUUUUGAAGGAGUCAAAGGUAUUCAGAGAGCUAGUCGCUACGGACGCAUCGAAAGGCCUAGUGCAUGCAUUUUUUGCUCAAAGGGCAACAACGAAGGUACCCAAUAUUUCUGAUAUUGGGCUCAAGCCAAGACCAAUAAAGAAAGUCGCUGUUAUUGGUGGUGGACUUAUGGGUUCGGGCAUAGCUACGGCUCUAAUCUUGAGUGAUAUUUAUGUUAUUCUCAAAGAAAUCAAUUCUGAGUAUCUUCUCAAGGGGAUAAAAAUGGUAGAAGCAAAUGUUCGUGGUCUGGUCUCUAGAAAAAAGUUGGUAGAGGAUAAAGCCGAGAAAGCCCUUUUAAUGCUUAAAGGCGUUUUGGACUACUCUGAAUUCAAAGAUGUGGAUAUGGUCAUUGAGGCUGUUAUUGAAAAUAUUCCACUGAAGCGGAAAAUAUUUGGUGAUAUCGAGAAGGCAUGCCCACCUCACUGUAUUUUGGCUUCAAAUACCUCUACUAUUGACCUCGAUAUAGUUGGAGAAAAGACCAAAUCACAAGACCGGAUAGUGGGUGCGCAUUUUUUCAGUCCUGCACACGUGAUGCCUCUCCUAGAGAUUAUACGGACAGAUAAGACUUCUCCUCAAGUAGUUCUUGAUCUAAUGGCUGUUGGGAAGAUCAUAAAGAAAGUUCCUGUUGUGGUUGGUAACUGCACUGGCUUUGCAGUCAAUCGUACUUUCUUUCCGUACUCUCAAAGUGCACAUCUUCUGGUUCACUUGGGAGUUGAUCUUUUCAGAAUCGAUCAACUUAUCAGAAACUUUGGCCUUCCAAUAGGCCCAUUCGAGCUUCAGGAUCUUGCAGGAUAUGGAGUAGCUGUGGCAACAACAAAAGAAUUUUCGUUAACAUUUCCGGAUCGAACCUUUGCUACUCCAUUGGUUGAGCUUCUCAUAGAGAAUGGGAGAAAUGGUAAAAAUAAUGGAAAAGGAUACUAUACCUAUGAGAAGGGAAGCAAGCCAAAACCUGAUCCGGCGGUGCUCCCAAUAAUAGAGGAAUCUAGGAGGCUAACGAAUAUUAUGCCUAAUGGGAAGCCUAUAUCUGUUACUGAUGAAGAAGUGGUCGAGAUGAUACUCUUCCCAGUGGUGAAUGAGGCAUGUCGGGUUUUAGAUGAUGGUGUCGUUGUCCGAGCAUCAGAUCUUGAUAUUGCCUCUGUACUUGGCAUGAGUUUCCCAUCUUAUCGUGGUGGUAUUAUUUUCUGGGCAGACACCAUUGGAGCCGAUCGCUUAUACAGAAGUCUCCAGAAGUGGUCUGAAGCAUAUGGCAAAUUCUUCAAACCAUCAAAGUAUUUGGAAGAAAGAGCAACCAGAGGCAUCCCGUUGAGUGCACCUGCUUCGACAGCUUCAGUAGCAAGGCCUCGACUGUAAUCCUGAAGCUCCAUGCCUUUUUCGAGGGCUAUGAGGAAUAAAGCAGCACUUAUUUUGCUAUCAAUAUUAAAGAGAUAUAAUAAUGUGUAGUGAUUUCAGUACAAAUAAUAAACACAAUAACUUCAAGUUUGUAUGAAGUUGAUUCAGGAAUGAGGAUACAUAUUAGACGAAAUUCGUGUGUAUUUUUCCAACAGCUUUGUGGAUUUCGUGAUACGUGUUCCAACACUGUAUUAUAUUUUACUUAAAUAAUUUAAGGAACUCGAUAUUUUCGAUUUUUAAACAU